AUUUUUGGCAAAUUUUAAAAAAAAUCAAAAUUGACCUUUUUUGACAAUUUAAAAGUGAACAUUUUUGGCGAAAUAUUUGUUUUCAAAAAGGCCAGUACCUACUUACCAUACCUACCUAAUCGUGUGUGCGUGUGCUGUGUUUUAAAAAGAAUUUAAACGGUAAGGUAUCUAUUUGAAAUGAUAUGGCUGGGAGUAAGAUAUGUUUAAUUAAUUGCAGCAAUCGUCAAUUCAUGGGCUGUUUUUUAAUUAGUGUAGUGUAAUAUAUUCUCUACAAGAGUGCGUUAGUGAUCAUGCUCUCUGUUGCUUUUCAUUCAUAUUAAUUUUCAUUAUCACUUUCACGAUGAUCGGACAUGGCCGGAUCGAAAUCGCCCUGAGUGUUAUCGCCGCAAUUUUUCAUUGCAAUUGUGAUGUCUUAUCGCCCCUCAAACCUAGUGAAACUUCUAUCAUACUGACUAAAACUAAUAAACCUCACGAAAACAGUAAUUUUGGUUGUUUCACAUCGUAUGACAACAACUUCGAGGAGUUUUUGGCCGAAACUGAGUACGUAGUGGACAAAAGUUUAUUCAUCAAGGAGAUCUUAUCAUGCCAGAAAAAUAUCCUGUUGAUAUCCACUCCUCCUGCAUUUGGAAAAACCACAAAUCUCGGUAUGCUGCAAUUAUUUUUCGAACAUCCUGUAAAAGAUGACAUUGUACUGAAAAGAGAACAAAGCCCCGGGUAUGGGUACUUCAAAUAUGGCCGACUUAAGGCCGACAAUGGACAGCACCAGUUCUCCGAGAAACCAUUGAUUAGUAGGUACGAUGAAAUACUCAAUGAACAUCUUUGCAACCAUCCAGUCAUCUACUUAGAUUUCAAGCCUUCAGAUGUGAUAUGGUAUCCCGAAGAAAUAAAGCUAAUCGAACGUAUUCUAUGCGAAAAAAUAUCUCGCGAGUUCAAAAGACACUUUUACGUUCGGAAAUAUUUCAUCGAGUUGAUAGGUAACUCGAAAAUUGACAUGGACGUCAAACAACAAGCAAAAACUGAUUGGCAGAAGUUUGAAUUGUACGCUUUGAAUCGUCAGCUAAGCUGGCCGGAUCUAUCUACCAGUUUACGUUUCCUUUGUCAAGUUUUGUAUCGGUUCUUUAACCGAAAAGUAGUGAUUUUGAUCGAUGAAAUGGAUUUUUUGGUAAACCAUGUGCAAGAAAGAUGGAUUUAUAAAGAUGAACCUUGCCUCAAAGAUCAACAAAAUCAAGUGAUGGGGUUUCUGAAAGAUCUCAUCAAUUCGACAUUUCACGAGAACGAUUUUCUGCUUAAAACCAUAAUCAUGGGCAAUACUUUAUCAUGUAUCGACGAGCUUUUUUCCUUAGAUGAACUGUCUAUUCACGUUUCUGAUGGGAUAGAAAAUGAUUUCGCUGAAUUUUUUGGUUUCACCGAGUCAAUUUCCAAAAAACUCUUACAAAUUAGCAAAGUACCUGAUAAAGUGACUGCUGAAGCGAUCGAAUGCUACAAUGGUUAUAAAUUUCACUCAAUUUCCAAUCACUCUUUGCUUUGUCCAUUGGACGUAAUUUCAGUUAUGCAAAAAAAAUCGAUUCCCAGUACCUGGGUUACUAAAUAUUUGGAUGAUGAUCUCAACCAGUUAAUAGAGCUUGAAUUCAUGAAGUCUUCUAUGGAAGUACUUAUGGAUGGGAAAUCUACUGAGGUGGCUUGGUCCAACGUUAAAUUCAAUCGUUAUGAUUUCAUCAGAAUUUUCAACCUUAUCAAUGAACGAAUUGCCAGACCUAGUUGUAAUGACACCAGCUUGGUAUUGAAACGUUUAUAUGCUGAGGGGUAUGUGACUUUGGCUGGUGUUGGAUACGACAUAGAGCAAAACAAAACGUAUUAUCGAGUGAAGGUGGCAAAUCGAAAGAUGGCUUCUUUAAUCGAGAAUGCUCUGGUGCUUUAUGAAGAACAUUUUCUUAAGGGCAAAUGAGUAAAAUUUACCAACUUAUUUUUUAUGAGCGUUUCAGUUCUGAAGAGUAGCUAUUGUACGUAUUAAUUUCCAAUUUGGAAAAUAAUAAUCCAUGCUGAUAACUUGAUUUGAAUAAUAAAUGCGUAAGUAUUAGUCCGGCAUAU
This is a messenger RNA of Planococcus citri (citrus mealybug), 2088 nucleotides long. RefSeq lists its product as uncharacterized. Lineage: Eukaryota; Metazoa; Arthropoda; Insecta; Hemiptera; Pseudococcidae. The coding region runs from base 341 to 1945 and encodes 534 amino acids. The transcript has 2 exons. The record is from RefSeq and is a predicted model, not a curated record.